This is a messenger RNA of Drosophila sechellia, 7174 nucleotides long. Its product is annotated as inactive dipeptidyl peptidase 10. The transcript has 11 exons. The record is from RefSeq and is a predicted model, not a curated record. Gene Ontology annotation, cellular component: plasma membrane. Lineage: Eukaryota; Metazoa; Arthropoda; Insecta; Diptera; Drosophilidae. Bases 322 to 3276 code for a protein of 984 amino acids. Gene Ontology annotation, biological process: proteolysis. Gene Ontology annotation, molecular function: serine-type peptidase activity.
AGUUCGGUCCGCGACGGGCGAUUCGAACGCUUCUUAGCAACGUUAUCCAUCUUAUCCGCUCAAAAGCUGCAGCAAAUUCAAUUCCAUUUUCAUUUACCGCACUUGCUGAUUUCGCUAAAAUUUUUGUUCGAGUGUACCGCUUGUUUUGUGUGCCAAAAAAACUUCUGUUAUCCGCUCUGCCAAAACGACGACUGAGCACACGCCGUGUAUAAUAACAAUAAUAAUAAUAGUCGUAAAAUAAUAAUAACCGCAUAUAACCAUAACCGUCGCCCAAUAAAACUGUGGCUCGAGUGAACCGAUCGGGAUAUACAUAUUAAAACCAUGUCGGUCGAUUUGAGUGGACAGCAGGAGCCGACCAUAUCGGUGAUAACCACAGUUCCGGUGGCCCAAAACGGUGGCGAAAUGGACGCCCUGCUGCUCGGCAGGAUUGGGCAUUCGGAACUGGUGGCCAUUUCUCCGGAGCGCCGCAACUGGCGUGGCAUCUUCAUCGCCCUGCUGGUCAUCGCUGCCGUUUUUAGCCUGAUCAUAUUCUCGAUCUUCCUGCUGUCGCCGGAGGAUGAGGGUCUACGGAUCCGUGGUCGCCGGAUGCUGCCCAGCGACAUCCUGGGCAGGAGCCUCCAGUGGAAACCGUUCAACGGCACCUGGAGCAAUGGUCGUGAGCUCAUUUAUCGCGAUCCAACGGGCGGCCUAUCCAUUCUCAAUAUGGCCGAUCUUACCACACGCAUCCUAAUGACCAAUUCAACAUUCCGCCAAUUGAAUGCGGAAUCAUUUUUAGUCGCACCUGACCAAAAAUACGUACUACUGCAGUCGGAUUCAAAUGCCGAGGGCUCCAGACAUCACGUGUACGAGGUGCAGACGGCCAACACAUUUCCGUUGGGUCCAACGGAGAACAUAGCCGAGGCGCCACGCCUCCAGCACGUGGUGUGGGCGCCAGCGAAUCCGCCGCCACCGCUUGGAGCACCACCACCCAGUGGUGCAAGUGGUGCAAAUGGUGCCAGCGGCGCCAGCACCACGACAAUGGCCCCUUUGCCCAGUGGCAGCAUAAUCCUAAACAGCCUGGCUGGGGCUGCCAAUGGACCAGCAUCAGCCGGAGCCUCCGGCUCCUCCGCAACAAAUCCGAAUGGCAAGGCCGGCGGUUACACUUUGAACCAGGCCAUCGCCUUUGUCCACCACAACGACAUCUACUACAAGCCCAAGGUGCAGGGCGAACUUGUGUGCCGGAUAACGCAGACGGGUUCGGGUUCGCUGGAAGGCGAAUCCACAGGGGUGGUGUUCAACGGGGUGCCCGAUUGGAUGUACGAGAAUGUGCCGGAGCUGGAGAGCCGCCGGAGCAGCAUGGAGUUCUCGCCGGACGGACUCUUUUUGGCCUUCCUCAGCUACAAUGACAGCGAGGUCAACGAGUACAAAUACACUUGGAUGGGUGAUGAUAUCAAAUACCCGGCGGUGAUGAGCCAACGCUAUCCCAAGACGGGUUCCCGCAAUCCGAAUGUCACGGUCAACGUGGUGAAUCUCUCGGUGAUCAAGUACAUCUUUCCCACGCAGAUCAAGCUGCCGAGUGAGCUCUCCAAUGGUAGCUACGUGGGCGGCUUGACCUGGGCCUCGUCCACUGACCUGUCGGUGACGGUGACCAACCGCGAGCAGACCAAGGCCACCACGGUGCUGUGCAGAGCUCCACACUUCCAUUGCCAGGCGGUGCACACGGAGGUGACCAUCAACGAUGGCUGGGUUCUGCCAUCGGAACGACCCAUCUUCUCGGUCCGCAACCAGGGCCACAGUCGGCUGGGAAAGCUGGUCCAGAAUGCGGAGGAGAUCCAGGCGGAGAGUCAGAAUGUGAAUGUGACGGAUGGCCAAACGCACACGACACAUGAGAUCAGCAAUGGUGGCUAUCUGCUAAAGCGUCUGCCGGUUCGAGAUGGCGAACACGGUCACUACCGCCACGUGGUCUUCAUAUCCUCGCUAGACCGACGCCCCGUGCCGCUGACCAUGGGUCGGUUCGAGGUCACCGAGAUCGUCGGUUGGGAUGAGCCGCAUGAGAUCGUCUACUUCAUGGCUGCGCCGGAGAAGAGACCUGGCGAACGGCAUUUGUACAAGAUUAACCUGAAGCUCAAUGUCACCGAAUCGAAUCGGACGUACAUCACCUCCACAUCGCCCACCUGUCUCACCUGCGACAACACGGAGUCCACGUACCGGCUCCACCGGGCCAGAAUCUCGCAGCGUGGCGAUCGGUGGGAGGAUAUUGUGGCUCGACUGGAGCCCGACGAUUGCCUCUACGAUAUACCCAAGAAUUGCCUGUUCAAUCGGGUGCAGUUCAGCCAGGACUACAGCUACUAUGUGCAGGAGUGUCUGGGUCCGGAGGCGCCCAGUGUCUACCUGGUGGAGACGGCCAGCAAUGACAAGAUUUAUGUGCUGAACGCCGGCGAUGUCCUGCGCCACCGACUCUCCCAACUCGCCAUUCCUCAAUCACGCACCUUCAGCGUGGAGAUCCGGCACGGAUUCCACGCCCAGGUGCGUCUCUUCCUGCCACCCGGAAUGAGGGAGGAGGAGGACGUGGCCUUUCCACUGGUGCUCCACGUCGAUGCCUCGCCGGGAUCACAGUUGGUAACAGAGCGCUUCCACGUGGACUGGAACUGGUAUUUGGCCAGCCAGAGGAGUUUUAUUGUGGCCCAGAUCGACGGGCGUGGCAGUGGCUUCCAGGGCGAAUUGCUUCGCACCCAGGUGCACGGAAAACUGGGCACCGUCGAGGUGGAGGAUCAACUAGGAGUCCUAACGUACCUGCGGGACAACCUGAAGUUCAUCGAUCCGCUGAGGAUUUGUGCCUUUGGCUGGGGCUACGGUGGCUACGCCUCCUCCAUGAUGCUCAUCGACGACUCGCAGCAGGUGCUCCAGUGCGCGGUGGCGAUCAAUCCCAUUGUCAACUUUGGAUUCCACUAUUCUUUCUUCACGGAGCGCUACAUCCCGCUGAAGGGCGACUAUUUGCGUGCCCUCCAGGAGGCGGAUCUCACGAUGAAGGCGGGCAACAUCAAGGGCCGCAACCUGAUGCUAAUGCACGGCACGGCGGACACGCUGGUCCACCAGGAGCACACGCUGAUGUUGGUGCGGGCGCUCGUGGAGCAGCAGGUGAAGUUCCGGCACCAGGUGUAUCCCGACGAGGAUCACGCCAUCGCCAGGUCGCUGAGCCACGUCUACAAGACGAUGGAAUGGUACUUCGAUGAGUGCUUCGGCCCCGUCGACAACAACGAGUGGGACCCCACGGGUCUGUUCGUGUUCAAGCAAUAAUUAAGACCCCCCUACGAUCCUUACGACGAGGAUCCGCUGGCCAAUCAGCUCAGCGACAUCGACAUCGGGCCCGCCACCGAUGCGCAUACGGAUGCGGAUGCCGCAGGCGAUUCCGCCGGCAGCAAUCUGUCCACCCUGCUGACCGCCACGACGACGAGCGCCUCGCUGUCGGCGCUCGACGAACUGGACAACCGGCUGCAGGCCCUGGACCUGAUCACCUCCUCCACGGCCACCACCCUCAGCAAGGUCGCCGGCAAGCUGUGCAACUACAGCAGCAAGCGCCGACUCCACCAGUCGGAGGCCGUGCUCGCCCAGAAGUCGCGCAUCCUCCAGCACUAGAGGAUUCACCCAAGGGGUGUCCUCCUCCGUGUGUCAAGCGUGUAUUUCCCGGGCGGGCAGAUCUAUCCUCAUUUCACUUUCGACUUCAGUUUGCGAAAAGUUUUUACAUCUUGAUGCUGUUUACAAGUCAAGAGCACGCUCUAAAUAAUGUUGAUCAUUUUCAAUUAAUUCUAUUUUAAUUUUAAUAUAAAAGAUUUGAAUUUGUGGCAGGCUUUAAAAGAUACCUUUCAUAAUUUCCUAUAAAACCAACAAAAUUUUCUUUAACUUAACAUUCCCAAUCCAUCAACUAACAUAGGUCAGUUUUAACAUUUCCUACUUGAAGUUGGCUGCGAUAACACAGUUGAUCAUUUUUAAGCGCUUACGCCAAUACAAACACUUAUACGUUAUACAAGCACAUGCUUACUUAUGUUACAUAUUAACAUGCUUUUUUAUACUUACUUACAUUACUUACAUUAUAUAUACUUACUUACAAAUCAAACUUUAAGUGUGACAGUUGUAUCUUAAUUAUUUAUUAUUAUUUUCUAAAACCUGCAAUUUCUCUAUCACUUAUUUAAAGAAUUAUACGAAAUCGAUAUAUCAAGUCCGCUGAUUGCUGACGAAAGUGAAAAUGAGGAUAAAGUAUUCAAUUGCAGGUCUUCUUAAAGUUAAACCUAAUUAAUUUAAUAUUCCUAAAUUACCACGUGCAAACUUAGCUUCCGCAAAUUUGUAACGAAUGUGAAAACGAGGAAAGGUCAUUUUGUGUGAAAGUGUGGAUUCUCCAAAGGCAUUAAUGGGUACAAUUCUUUGGCAAAGUAGACUAGAUUUUGAAAACCUUUUAUUUUUUGGGAGAAAGUAUUAUAAGUUUUGUCACUUUUGAAAUUUAUAAAAAUCUAAAUGGCAUUCAUGGUUAUCCAAAUUUAAAUAUUUCUUCAAAAUGAUUUGUCAUUUUUAUAAUACGAGCUAGGAUCAAAAUAUUUUGAAUAGGUAUAAAUUAUUAAAUUAUUAUUAUUAUGCAAUUUAGUUUAGUUUAGCUUAGGUUUUUUUUAUAGCUCGAACUUGUAGAUCGUGUUUUUUCCCUAGAAUAAAAUCGAAAAGGUUAAUUCAGAGACGAGCCAUCAAUUGUCGAGAGCUAGUCACCAAAGUCGGCCAACUCGACUAUAUAUCUGUAUAUUUCGGUUGAUAUGAUUUCGCCGGCGAGAAUCGAGUGUGAAUGCGAAUCGAGAAAACAGAGUAAUUAGAAACAAAACCAAAGCAAGGUGAUUCAUUUAUGCGACUGAUUAUUAACAUAUGUGUAUUAAAUAAUUAACCAAACUGACGGAGCGAGGGGGGUGACGAUGGUGUAACGGGCCGGCGAGAUGUCGAUGUCCUUGACGUAAGGAUACAAAUGUAGGGGACUUACAUUUACCUAAUUGCAAAUGGCGCACCGAAUGCAGCGCGAUAUGUAUGAGUCAUGGUGCAUGUAAUUCGUUUAGACCUCAUUGUUGUUUCUUUACGUGUUCGUUUCGAUGUGUAUAAACAUAUAGUUAUAAUUGACUGAACGUUAUUUUUUUGUAUAUAUUAACGAUUAAAUUUUAAAUGAGAUGUGAAAGCGAGAUUGAGCGCGCUAAUCGAAUUCGAAACUUAUUGAAACAAUUACACAAGUCAUGUCCAAAUGAAAGAUGGUGGAAAUAUCUUUUAAAUAGCCAACAAGUGUUUGUGAGUAGUCAUGAAGAAGUAGUAGAAUUGAACGCUUAAUGCCCCAUUGAAUGUUUGUGAUAGUCGAGAGUAGGUGACUAUAAAAUACCCUGUACUCCAUAGAUACUCAUCCCGAUCCCGAUCGUGAUCGCGAAUGCGAUUCUUCUCUCCCGACUUUCGGUGUGCAAAAGCUUUAAUCUUCAUAUCCAUUCGACGUUCAAUGCUGUGGAUACAGGGUAUUUCCAGCUGUCGAGCAUCCAAAACAGAUCUAAUUUUUAAUCUAAAUAUAUAUGGAGAGUGGAUGGAGCAGAGAUUGUGCCACACUAAAGACAAGUCCCAGGCUUGCAAAGCCCCCUAUGUAUAUCGAUCGCAUUGGAUCAGGACACAUAUGUUUUAUACAUAUGUAUAUAUGUACAUAUGUGGGGGGAAUUGGUGUGCUUUAGCGAGAACUAAACCAAGAAAUAAACAAGUGGCGAAACAAUUUUUUUUAGAUUUUUUUACCAUUAACAUUAAACGGAAGGAGGAAGGAGGAAGAGUUCCAUAUUUGAAAUGGGAUGUACUUGUCAAAAGCUUAGGUGUUAAAUGUUGCGUCAAUAAGCGAAACCGAACUUGAAAUUGAAAUUUUAUUGUAGCGGGGCCGACGAGAGGCCCCCGACUUCCGGAAUCCAACUAUAACUAAGAAAUCCAGAAAACACAAUAUAGUCAAGCUUUAAAUGUUGUACACGAUGGGGGGUCGCAGCCACUUGAAACACAAGUUAACUAAACCAAAAGAAGAGAAUGCCCAAAAACAGACCCGAGAAUAAAUAAAUGUUAAACUUAACUAAACGAUAAAUGCAUAUUUAUAAAUGUUUAAAACAACAAUUCUAUAAUAAACUAAAGGAAAACUAUAUAUGUAAUUGUGCUAAGGCAGAAUUUAAUGUAUUCCAAGCUACCAAAGCGACAAAAAGCCAUUAACUACGUGGAACCAAACAAUGUAAACGCAAAGCUAACAACAAAUGCAAACUGCAACAUACAACUCAUUUCCCUAAAGUACAAAGGAAACGAUGGAAAACCCACAUAUUCGGGCAUGCUCCGGUAAUCGAAUUCGUAAGAAUUUUACGAUUUCGAUUUGAAAUUAUUUUUUUAUAUUAAAUUAGAUCUUAUAUUCAAAAGGGGAAAAAAUAGUUUACUUAUUCCACAUCACCACAAGAUCAUUCUGUUAUUUAGGUAUUUUAUAAAAUAUGUAUUUCUGACCCCACCUUAAAAUUUGACAAACAAAAUUUUGCGGUCGGUAACAAAAAGAUUCGAUUUGGCAAGGGAAGAACUCCAUACUGUUGGUGAAACGAAUCAGGCGAAUUAUAUAAAGGAGGGCCAAAAGUGUUGUUUGUAAAUAAUGAUAUUUAAUUUAAUUACUUAAAUGGUCAAAGUGGAGUAAAAACGUAAUUGCGAAUAUUGGAAUUGAAACAGUGGCAAAGUUGGCCGCUCUAUUGUCUGGAAACAGCUUAAACACUGUUACUGAUUACAAAUCAUUUCGAUAGCAACAAUUUUGCGAAAACCGGAGCAGCUAAUAACGAAGUCGAACGAUUUUUCUCAAAUCGAAAUCGAAACUAAGUUACGAUUACCGGAGCAUGCCUGAUUAUUCAGUUGAGCACAGAAACCACACCAUCUAACACAAAAAAGACCAAAACUGGACAGUAUUGAACGAAGUGAUUUGGUUUCAAGACAACAUCUCAGCAUAAAGUAUUCAAGCCGAAAUCGAACAGAAUCCAAAUAGAUAUAGCGAAAAAACGAACAAAACUAUGUAUUUCCAACAAACAGACACAAGUAUACCAACAAAGCGAUCCAAAGCAACUAAAAACCAAAAAGCGAAACAAUAAAGACAUUUUUGUGUGUAUGUAAGAUUAAAUAGAAAAAUCUGGUUUUGAUA